Symbiodinium sp. CCMP2456 is the source of this 825-nucleotide messenger RNA. Lineage: Eukaryota; Dinophyceae; Suessiales; Symbiodiniaceae. The record is from the annotation of a GenBank genome assembly.
AUGAUGCCGAUGUUGACCCCGAUGCUUCUGGUGCUGGUGUGGCCAGGAAGCUGCGCGAGUUCCGAAAUUUCGGCGACAUCGAAGACUACUGCGCUCAUACAGACAGGACAUGUCGUGCCGAUGCACACUAAAUUUGUGGACAGCGGCCACUUCGAAGGCGAAGAGCUGGAAUCCCUUCUCUUGAGUGAGACAGGCGCAGGCCCGGAUGGAGAAGUGGAGCAAUGCUCGCAGGACUGUGAAUUGACUUUUGAGGGCGAGACGAUUGCCGAUGCCGGAGAGAAGAGCGCGCCUUGUGAGCUCCGCAACCUCGUGGAAACGUUCUUGGACGUCCCCGCUCUGGUUGUGGCGUUCCUCGCCGCCUUCCUUGCUUCCGUGCAGCUUCGCGCGAGGUCGGGGGACAAGGCUCCGACCUCGGUUCCGGAGGCGGCGGAAGCGGCUUCAGCUUCGGACCUGCUCGUGGACGAAUUCGGCUGCACCGCACUACACCGAGCUGCCGACGAGGGCAGCGUGACAGAGGUGGAGAGGCUCCUGAAGGGGGGCCUCGACCUCGAGGCUAAGGAGGCCUGGGAGGAGACCCCGCUCCACAUUGCUGCCCGUAAAGGCCAUGCAGACUGUGUCGCGCGGUUUCUGGCAGCUGGUGCCAACUCCGAGGCCUUGGACUUGGACGACCGCACACCGCUGGUUCUCGCUGCAGAGGCGAAGCAGGAAGAGGUCUGUCGUGUGCUCUUCGACCAUGGUGCAGGUGUGGCAGGCCUUUCAGAUGAGGACCUUCCCCCGACUCUGAACAAGCUUUUCCUCGAGCGCAUGCUGGUUCAGGAGACGUAA